Messenger RNA from Rotaria sp. Silwood1, 2229 nucleotides. The record is from the annotation of a GenBank genome assembly. Lineage: Eukaryota; Metazoa; Rotifera; Eurotatoria; Philodinida; Philodinidae.
AUGACAUCAACAACAUUUGAAUAUCGUUCUCAUUCAAGUGAACAAUUAUCGCCUCCAAAAAUUCCACUUCCAUCACUUCGUUCUGCUCAUUCAGCAUGUACGAUUGAUAUUAAAUCAACAACGUCAUCAUCAUCAUCAUCAUCAUCAUUUUCACUUGAUAAUGAAACAAAAAAUGAAAAUAUAAUUUGUUCAUCAUUAUCAAAUCGUCAAACAAAUUCGGAAUAUUUUCGUAAAUCAAAUUCACUUGAUUCCGGUUAUAAAACAUUAAGUGCAGCUAGUCAUGGAACAUCACAUACAGAUACAAUUGAUGAAGAAAAUGAACGUAUGAAUAGUUUUUUACAAAUAGCAUCUUCACCAUCAUCUUGUUCAUCAUCAUCAUAUGCUGUUUCAAAUACAAAUAAUAAUCAAAAAACUAAUACAAAAAUCGAAUUUAUUGUUGAUGAUGAAGAUGAUGUUGAUGAUAAACAAUCAAAUAUAUUAAGAAAAAAUUCUAAAUCAAAUACAGACGGAUUAUCAUCAAGUGGUGAACGUCGGUCACGUAGAAAUAGUCUUUCAAAUUAUUCGGUAUCAAAUUAUAGUGUUCUUUUAAAUGAAUUUUGUUGUACAUCAUCAGAUCAAAUUGAUCAAACAAUUCAUGAUGAAAAAAUAAUAAAGAAAAAAAGUGGUUUUGCUAAUACAGUAGCAACAUUUUUUUCAUCAAAAAAAAAAGAUGAUGAACAACAAAUACCUAUAACACCAACGAAAAAAAUCAAUCGAUCAAGAAGUGUAUCAGAAACAUCAUUAGAAAGAACAACGAUCAAUCAAGAUUCGAUUGAACCCAUAAAACCACUUUCAAUAGAAUGUAUUGACGAACAAAUAGAUAAUGAAACAAAAUCAAAAAAAAUGCCAACUACAACAACUUAUACUAUUCCAUCAAAAGGAGGAAAAAUAUCUACACAAUCUCUUCUAACAACAUCAUCAUCAACUAAUAACAAUCAACAUACAUCAUCAUUAUCACAUUCAUUUAGUUGGUUACAUCGUCUUUCAAAUCGUUUUAAUUCUUCAACAUUAACAACACGUACAAUAACAACAGCAACAAAAACGAGUAGUACUGGUUUAAUAUUUGAAAAUCGUCCAAUAAAUUUACCACCAAAAUCAAAUGAAGAAACACUUAAACAUCAAGUUGAAUAUCAAAAAAUGUGUUUUGAAGCUAAACGUGCUCAACAAUUAUUUGAUGAAAAAGAAGAACAACGACAACGUCUAAAAUUAAAACGUGAAGAAUUUGUUUCAAAAUCAUUAAAAAUUUGGACACAUGAUAUUUUACCAUGUUGGGAUAAAUAUGGUGGAAUAGAUAAUUGUCCAGAUUUAACAUUAAAUUCAAAAGCUUAUAAAUUAUGGUGGCAUGGUUUACCACCACGUAUAAGAGGAAAAAUAUGGAAAAUGGCUAUUGGAAAUGAACUUGGUUUAACAUAUGAACUUUUUACACAACUUGAACAAAUGGCAAGAGAAAAAUUAGAAGUAACAAAACAAGCAGAAGAUGCUCGUAGUAAUCAUUCAGGAUCACCACAAUUAGGAACAACAUUUUCACAUUCAAGUGAAACAACAAGUACAUAUAUUGAACUUAUUCAACUUGAUGUAUCAAGAACAUUUCCACAACUUGGACUUUUUCAACAAUAUGGACCAUACCAUGAAUAUCUUCAAUUAUUACUUUGUAUAUAUGUAUAUCUUUGUCCUGAAGUUGGUUAUGUACAAGGUCAAGCAUUUUUAGCUGCUAUGUUUUUAUUAAAUCUUGAUUUAUUUGAUUCAUUUAUUUGUUUUUCAAAUUUAUUAAAUCGUCCAUAUUUUCAAACUUUUUAUCGUUUUAAUAAUAUUGAUAAAUAUUUACAAUUAUUUAAACAAUUACUUAAUUAUCAUUUACCUAAAUUAAGUGCACAUUUUAUUCAUAUGUCAAUUGAACCAAAUUGUUUUGCAUUAGAUUGGUUUUUUACAAUAUUUUCUAAAUCAUUACCACUUGAUGUUGUAUCACGUAUAUGGGAUUUAUUUUUUCGUGAUGGUGAUGCAUUCAUAUUUCGUACAGCUAUAGCUAUAUUAUCAUUAUAUGAAGAACGUUUAUGUCAAUUAGAUACAUUUCAUUGUUUACAAUUUUUAACACGUUUACCAGAUGAUCUUAAUGUUACAUCAUUAUUUAAAGCAAUUGAUAAAAUUAAUUUUGAUCAUACUAAUUGUGAAUUAUUUUAUUUAAUUGCUUAA